Molecule: messenger RNA, 1623 nt
Organism: Poecile atricapillus (Black-capped chickadee)
Lineage: Eukaryota; Metazoa; Chordata; Aves; Passeriformes; Paridae
Gene: POLR2D
Product: RNA polymerase II subunit D
Exons: 4
Coding region: 62-490 (142 amino acids)
Biological process (GO): mRNA export from nucleus in response to heat stress; nuclear-transcribed mRNA catabolic process, deadenylation-dependent decay; positive regulation of translational initiation
Cellular component (GO): P-body; RNA polymerase II, core complex
Molecular function (GO): translation initiation factor binding; nucleotide binding
Source: RefSeq, a predicted model, not a curated record
CCAGAGAGCCGCCCGCCCUGCCGUGAGGAGGGGCCGCCCUUUCCGCCGCGCCUUUCCGGUGAUGGCGGCGGGCGGCAGCGACCCGCGGGCGGCAGAUGUGGAGGAGGACGCCUCGCAGCUCGUCUUCCCCAAAGAAUUUGAAACUGCGGAAACUCUCCUGAAUUCUGAGGUGCACAUGCUGCUCGAGCAUCGCAAGCAGCAGAAUGAGAGCGCAGAGGAUGAGCAGGAGCUGUCAGAAGUCUUCAUGAAAACCUUGAACUACACAGCACGCUUCAGCCGCUUCAAAAACCGUGAAACCAUUGCCAGCGUGCGCAGCUUACUGCUCCAGAAGAAGCUCCAUAAGUUUGAAUUGGCAUGUUUGGCUAACUUGUGUCCUGAGACAGCUGAGGAAGCAAAAGCUCUGAUUCCUAGCCUGGAGGGCCGGUUUGAAGAUGAAGAAUUACAACAGAUUCUCGAUGACAUUCAAACUAAGCGCAGCUUCCAGUAUUAAGGUUAACCCUCAGCCCCUUUAUCUGAGCAGAAAAACCUGAGGAUUUGGGCUGUUUCUCAGCCCUCUGGAUCAGUCCAGCUCCUGGCUGAGCGAGGGUAGUUGUGGAUGCAGGGUACUCCAGUGCUGUGUUACCACAGGUGCAUUCAGACUGGCACUCAGCAUUGUCCUUUUGGUUUGUUCCAUGUGUAUGUUGGCCGGCCCUGUAUUGUGAGAGAAAAGAACCUGAAAGGCCUUUUCCCAGUGGCUCAAGUAUUUGUUUCUUCCCUAAGCCCUCUCCCCAGUUUGUAAAUGUUCAACGUUUUUGGAUUAUAUAGAUGCUAUUUUGUGUUUUUUAGGAUGUUCUAAAGGAUGUGGAAACUUGUUCUUGGUUCUCAAAAGGUUCAGUGAUGGGCAGCAUCAAUUUCUGUGGUGUUUUUUGUUUGAUUGUAUUAUUGUUUGAUCGGGACAGUGAAUUUUUACAGCUGCAAUAUUUUUCUAUUAUUGUUUAGUGUAAAUUAAAAGAUAUAAAGUUGUGUAUUUUAUAAACAUUAGGUACAUAUUAUGAUUUUGUUAAUGAGGACCUUUUUAAUAAAUAGAUCCUGGAGAUCUGGGGACUCCAAGUACAGUUUAGGACAGAUCACAGGUGUUCCUACGGUCACAGUGAGAAAGCAUUGGGGCAGCAUUUCCCUCUCUGCUCCCCUGUUCUGUGCUAAGUGAUUGCAGGCACCCAAUCUGUAUCCUGCUAUAGAAAGAAAAAGAAAACAAGUAAUUUUGAUGUUAACACAACCAGGUAUCCACCCCUGGAGGGAUGGACUCCUUAACAAGGUUGCAAAUUGCCCUAAUUCUGAGAUGAAACCAAACCAUAAAUAAUGUUACACAGUGAAGGGCUGGCUCCUGGUGCAGCCUGUGGGAACUGCACACCCAGUGUUAUCAAAGCUCAGCUGCUGGGAGAUUGACAAAUUGGUAGCUUUUAGUUGAAAGGAAUGUUCUUUUGUUUAGGAUAAAUUUUUUAAACCAGCCUUUUCAAGUCUUGUAAUUUUACCACCAUGUCUGAAAGAAGAAAAAUUUUGCGUGAAAGAACUUUGGGACAAAGAGGCAGAUAAAUGUGUUAAGACACUAUUUUUGAUGAUCAGCAAUAGUCUCACUGACCUUGC